Molecule: messenger RNA, 840 nt
Organism: Sesamum indicum (sesame)
Lineage: Eukaryota; Viridiplantae; Streptophyta; Magnoliopsida; Lamiales; Pedaliaceae
Gene: AP3
Product: K-box region and MADS-box transcription factor family protein
Biological process (GO): positive regulation of transcription by RNA polymerase II
Cellular component (GO): nucleus
Molecular function (GO): RNA polymerase II transcription regulatory region sequence-specific DNA binding; DNA-binding transcription factor activity; protein dimerization activity
Source: RefSeq, a predicted model, not a curated record
CUCUUCGCCCCUCACAAUCUCAUCGCCAUUUUUCAAGACUCGAAAAGUAGAGAGAGAUAGAGAUGGCCCGUGGGAAGAUCCAGAUCAAGAAAAUAGAGAACCAAACCAACAGGCAGGUGACUUACUCCAAGAGAAGAAAUGGGCUGUUCAAGAAAGCUCAUGAACUCACUGUUCUUUGCGAUGCUAGGGUUUCCAUCAUCAUGAUUUCCAGUACUCAGAAGCUUCAUGAGUACAUCAGCCCUUCCACCACGACAAAACAGGUGUUUGAUCAGUACCAGAAGGCUGUUGCAGUUGAUCUGUGGAGCUCACACUAUGAGAAAAUGCAAGAGCACUUGAAGAAACUCAAGGAUGUUAACAGGAACCUUAGGAGGGAGAUUAGGCAAAGGAUGGGAGAGAGCUUGAACGAUCUGGGCUACGAUCAAAUGGUCAAUCUUAUUGAAGAUAUGGAUAGCUCACUCAGGCUCAUUCGCGAAAGAAAGUACAAAGUCAUCGGCAACCAGAUCGAAACCAGCAAGAAGAAGUUGAGGAACGUCGAAGAAAUACACAGAAACCUCGUGCUUGAACUCGAUGCAAGACAAGAGGAUCCACACUACGGAUUAGUUGAACACGACGGGGACUAUAACUCAGUUCUUGGAUUCCCACACGGGCCCCCCCCCCCUGGCCUUCACGGCGGGCGAGCCGCCUCAGACCUCACCACGUUUGCGUUGCUCGAGUAGAAUUUAAUUUUCUAUCUCAUGAUUAUGUGGAAUAAAUGUUUGGUAGUACUUUUGUGUGGAGUUCGGACAACUUAUUAAUGGAGAACAUAUGUGCGUGUAUCUCCGUGCGAGAGUGUUAGAAAAA